AUGGUGAACGCUGUGGUUGGGAUCUCGGGAUCAAUGAACCACAGCCGAACGGGGGCGUUCAAACAUGACCCGGUGAGCCCGGCAUCGCACCGUACUCCGCACGGAUCUGAGAGCUCGGUCCGGGGGAGGACAGGACGGAAGGGCACCGGGGCAAGGGGCGGGGGUUCGGACCCGCUCAUCGGCCCCGAACUGUUCUGCGCCGGUUCACUCCCCCCAGCAUGGCUGCUCCAAGAAUCUCCAGACCCGUCCCUCUCCUCCUCGCCAUCUCACUCACACUGUCCGGGGCUGCUCAUUCUAUUCGAGUGUUCAUUUCUUGUCGUUGUGGUUGUUGUCGUUUGCUUCAGGGUGGCCGGGAACGAGAUUCUGGGCUUGAAGAUUCCCCUGGAGCCCAUCCUGACGGCCAACGCAGUGUGCCUGACCCUGCCGGGUCUCAGCAAGCGCCAGCUGGGCCUGUGUGUCCGGAGCCCUGAUGUGACCGCCGCCGCCGUGCAGGGAAUCCAAGUCGCUAUUCACGAGUGUCAGCAUCAACUCUGGGACCAGCGGUGGAACUGUUCGACUCUGGAGAACGGGGGCAAGGUCCUGCAGGACACGGUCAUCCUGAGCAGAGGUUUUCGGGAAAGCGCCUUCAUGUUUUCGCUGCUGGCCGCGGGGGUGACCCACUCGGUAGCGACAGCCUGUAGCCUGGGGAAGCUCCGUGGCUGCGGCUGCGACCUCAAGCGGAGGGAAGACGACCAGAACCUGCGCUUCAAGCUCCACCAGCUCCGGGUGCAGGCCCUGACCCAGGGCAUCCCAGUCUCGAUCCUCGAGCCCGAACAGCGUUACCCCGGCCUCCAGGACUCCUGGGAGCGGGGGGACUGCAACCAUGACAUCGAAUUCGGGGAGAAGUUCUCCAGGGACUUUCUGGACUCCCGGGAAACCUCGAGAGACAUCCAUGGGAGAAUGAGACUGCACAACAACAAGCUGGGAAGACAGGCAGUGAUUGACAACAUGAAACGCAAGUGUAAAUGUCACGGCACCUCCGGCAGUUGCCAGUUUAAAACUUGCUGGCAGGUGACCCCUGAUUUUCGACGGGUCGGGGCUGUGUUGAAGGAGCGAUUCCAGAACGCGGUCUUCAUCAAAACGCACAAUAAAAACACAGGCCAGUUCAGCCUGAAGCCCAGCAGGAAGAGGAUUUACAAGGACAUGGUGUACUUUGAGAAAUCUCCUGAUUUCUGUGAGAAGGACCUUGGCACGGACUCUCCAGGCACACGGGGAAGGGUCUGCAAUAAGACAAGCCAGGGGAUGGACAACUGUGACAGCUUAUGCUGUGGGAGAGGGCACAACAUCUUGAAGCAGAGCCGCAGUGAGCGGUGCCACUGCCGGUUCCAUUGGUGUUGCUAUGUGUUGUGCGAUGAGUGCAGGGUGAGCGAGUGGGUCAACGUGUGCAAGUAAACCAUCACAAUGCUGCCCACACCGGGCCAGCUUCAUUCUCAUGCAAUACAGACUCUUUCUGUCUUUUUUUUCCACUACAUAUUAUAAUGGACAAAAGGCGUACCCAAGUGUAACAUGACUGGAGACUGUCCUUGUCACAAUUGAUUGACAGACAUCAGUGUGACAUUAUAGGGGAGGGGAUGAAAGCAACAGCACGUUUGCUAAAGAUCUCUUUGGCAUCAUCUAAUCCUUGCAGCAAGUGAUU
This is a messenger RNA of Hemiscyllium ocellatum (epaulette shark), 1675 nucleotides long. RefSeq names its product protein Wnt-10b-like. Gene Ontology annotation, cellular component: extracellular region. NCBI's taxonomy places the organism in Eukaryota, Metazoa, Chordata, Chondrichthyes, Orectolobiformes, Hemiscylliidae. The record is from RefSeq and is a predicted model, not a curated record. Gene Ontology annotation, molecular function: cytokine activity; frizzled binding. Gene Ontology annotation, biological process: cell fate commitment; canonical Wnt signaling pathway; neuron differentiation. The coding region runs from base 1 to 1431 and encodes 476 amino acids. The transcript has 5 exons.